CGCCUGCGGUGAAAGGGGGUGGGGGAGAAAAGAGAAGCUCUUCUGUUUUUAGGCGAUUCAUGCAACUCGGUGCAAACCGGACACCAAAGCUACGUUUGCAUUAAAUCGCCGUCAGAAGCAGAAAAACGGAAAUUGUUGAAGGUGGACUUGUGGACUUGUGCAAUGGCUGCUGAGCUGGACUUUUCACCUCCUGAAAUCCCAGAGCCUACGUUCAUGGAGAACAUCCUGCACUAUGGCCUCUUCUUUGGUGCCAUUUUCCAACUCAUCUGCGUACUGGCCAUUAUCCUUCCCAUUCCAAAGACACACAAAAUGGACACCGAAAACUAUGAGACAAAAACUUCAGAAGUGGUAAAGAAACCCAAAGCUGCCACAGCAUCAUUGAGCAAGAAACCCAAGAAAGAAACCAAGAAGAAGCGGUAAAACAGCUUAAUGAUGAAACUUUCAAGACAGGGUUACUAUCGACCAUUGAGACUACAUUGAUGAAGUACAACUUAAAUGUAACACAGUUUUGGGAAAGCUGUGCAUAUUCUUGUUUCUGGUCAAGAGGAAGUAUUUCCUAAAAUGGUUUGAAGAUUAUUGUUUCAUCUGAUCUGUUGUAAAUACAUGUAUGGUUUAUUGGACAUACCUACGUAGCAUGGAAGAUCUUAGCGAUUACUGGGGCCUGGAGGGAGCAGUUCAUCUCUUUUGUGAUGCUCAAGAUGCAAAAUGCAGGUCCCAUGAAAUGUGUUUUGGCCCCACAAAAUGCAUUUCUCCAUACUUCGAAAAGACAGAGGGAUCAUUCACUACAGCUCAUUUUGUGUGUCAUUGAUGAAAGGGAUCAGCUCCUACAGCUUCUUAUUUUGUAUGCCAUUGACGUGCUUAAUAUACCUGAUUUUAUAUCCGAAUGGGUGUGUUUUCACGUCGUUUUUUUAAAAAAGACUGCUGCUAAUUAUCUUCCUGUGAAUAUAGCUUCCCUUGGAUAAUUUGUUCUCAGCCAGAUUAACUGUCUUCCCUCUACUGUUCGUGCCUAAUUACAUGAGUAAGUCACCUUUGUCAUCCCUGCUUUGAGAUGUAUUUGAGCACUCUCUUUUUUAGGUUCAGGUGGGCUGAAUGAAUGGGAACUAUAACUCAUAUGCCGCGAAUGAUGAGUAGUAGUGAAAUCUCGCAGUAGAGGUAACUGUAGGGCAGUUCUAAAAUUUCCUCUAAUAUGCAGGUUUCAGUUCUGUUAAGUAACAUGGCCUUCGUCACUCCCUUUGAUAGCCAUACCGAGUUAUGAUGACAGUGUAGCCAAAAUGGAGCCACUGAGAAACAAAAGAUUGCUUGGGCAGCGUGCUUGGGCAAACCUAGGAAAAAACUCUAGAGGAGAGGACUCAGACCGCCAAACAACCUGCGGAACAGAGAAAGGGGAAGCAGAAAGGUGGGGAACAGGCUCCUGGAAGAAAAUAUGCCCUAUACUCCUUGCUGUUGUACACCUCCUCUGUCUAUGAGCACACAGGCCUUGUGGGCUGCUUUAUCCUUUUAAAAAUGUCAUCAUCUUA
Molecule: messenger RNA, 1517 nt
Organism: Podarcis muralis (Common wall lizard)
Lineage: Eukaryota; Metazoa; Chordata; Lepidosauria; Squamata; Lacertidae
Source: RefSeq, a predicted model, not a curated record